Messenger RNA from Diaporthe citri, 216 nucleotides. RefSeq lists its product as uncharacterized. Lineage: Eukaryota; Fungi; Ascomycota; Sordariomycetes; Diaporthales; Diaporthaceae. The record is from RefSeq and is a predicted model, not a curated record. The transcript is spliced from 2 exons. Bases 1 to 216 code for a protein of 71 amino acids.
AUGAUCUCCAAGACGAAAAAUCCCGUCGUCGAUCCUGCCUUCAUCAAGAUGACCAACCUCAUCAUCGAGACAUACGAACGCCACAGCGUUUUCAAGGACUCAAGCAUCAUGCUCCGCGCCUGCAUUAGGCUAUGCUUCACUCUCUGGCUGCUGGUGCCCCAGGUCUGGCGGCAGACCCGACCUUGGUUUUCGAUGUGGAUCCUGACCGAACCAUGA